AUGGAUUCGUCUCGUCGUUCCACACGACAUCUCGAACCGAAGAACGAUUCUAGUCGACAGCUGCUAGGUGAUGGUUCUCGAGUACCAACUGCUGAUUCUGGUCGAGCAUCAAUGACUAUUUCUGAACGAGCAUCAACAACUGGAAGUAUAACAACCAAUGGAGCUUCAUCAUCAUUAUCAAGAGAUACACCACUCGAUGAUAGCUAUGAUACGAGAGGUGCAAAGUAUCAAGAUGAUAAAUCAGUAUGUAUUCGUCGCACAACUACUUGGGGCAGCCGACGUUACGAGCAAGCAUAUGUUUCACAUGUCGAGCAUCCAUCAGCAUUUUUCAUUCAAUUAGCUCAUUCGAGUGAUAGAUUUGAGGAAUUAGAUAAGGAAAUCAACGAUUUCUAUUCAAAAAAUUCGCAGAAAAAUCCGUUAAAAUGGAAAAGUGGCGAUUAUUGUAUUGCUAAGUUCAAAGAUAAUAGAUUUUAUCGUUCUAGAAUUAUAGAAAUUGAUGAGACUAAAAAUCCUGCUGAAUACCACGUUGUAUUUGUUGAUUUUGGUAAUUGGGAUACAGUUUCUGAACAUGAUCUUCAUCUUCUUCUACCAGACUUCACUCUUUUAACAGCUCAAGCUAUUGCAUGUUCAUUGACUAAUACUCUACCUAAAAAAGGCAUAUUGUAUAGCCAAGAAGCUAAAAUUUUUUUUAAAGAACUUGUAUUAGACAAAUUUGUUGAUGUUAAAUUUUAUCUGAAGUCAUCCAAUGACUUUUGGCCAUUAAGUUGUGUUGAUUUAGAACUUUCCGCAACGAAAGCAAAUAUUCGUCAACUUAUGAUAGAACAAGGUUAUAUUCGUGAAACAACUAAUGAUCAACUUUAUAUAGAAUUUAAUCAUUUAUUAAAACGUGAACAUUAUAUUCAAUUUAAUAUUCCACAUGAAGAGGAUGAUAAUAACUAUGAUGAUGAUGAUUGA
Adineta steineri is the source of this 954-nucleotide messenger RNA. NCBI's taxonomy places the organism in Eukaryota, Metazoa, Rotifera, Eurotatoria, Adinetida, Adinetidae. The record is from the annotation of a GenBank genome assembly.